AGUACUGGGUGAUCUCUACGAAAUACCAUAAUCAUAUAUCAUGCUGUUUAUUUUGCUUUGUAAAUAAAAUGAGUUAAUAAUUGGUGGUUAACAAUGUUAAAUAUUAUACCUACACUAUCUGCAGUUAUUAAUAUGAAGUGCUUUCUCUUGAAAAUAUCACUUCUUUGUUGAGUUGGUUCAAGCAACACUUCCAAAAAAGUGAAUGGCAAAGUUGAACAAAAGAAGUUUUUCUGAUGUCCAUGCAGUAAAAAUCCACUACUAAUUUCAUCAUUGAUGGAUAACCAUCUUAAAUAUUUUAUGUAAGCCAGUAUAACAUUAAAUAACUUAUCUUCUCAGAAGAUCACUAUGCUUAAGUAGGAGAAGAGUUUGGAAGAGUGGUAUAUAUGCAUAGCACAAAAGGACUCAAAUAUUCUAUCAAUUGAUGUUCUAUUUUAAACAAUGGUGUAUAAUACUGAUACUGUGAUAUCAUAAGUGUGCAUCUUCUGGCUUUCCUACAGGUAUACUUUAAUUCACUAGGAACAUACAUUCUUGCUAAUAUUUUGGUAGUGGAAAUCUCAUGAUGAACCCUCUUAGAAACAUUAUGCUUAGUGUAUUCUAUGGCUUUGUCUCAUUUUAAGUUGAGCAUUAAAGGAAUGCAUUAUUUUAGUUUUAACUCUGACAAUAUGUCUAUCUAGUGGCCUAUUGCCAUUUCUGUCUUUAUUGAAAUUUUUGUCCCAAGAAAGUUAGGAUUGUACUUUUUUCCUAACGGGGAAAAAAAAUGUGGGAUGCCAUCUAAAUUAGAGUGGAUUAUGAUACCAUGUUUAUAGUAAAUGAACUUAAUAUAUCAUAUGUAUUUGAAAUUGAGAACAUAUUGUAAUUUAACUUGUCAUGUUAAAAAUUAUGCUACACUCUUGAGUCAGAAUUUUGAGGUGCCAGCAGUGCCGCCCAUCUUUGGCAGAUCGCGGUGCCUUAAAGGAGAUAGCGGGACGCUUGUGUGUGAUCGACUUCAUCACCUCCAUGGUAGCUACGAUUUUUCAUAAUUGAAAAUAGCAAAGUAAACCAAGAUGUCAAUGGAUCCAAUGACCUAUGAGGCCCAGUUCUUUGGCUUCACACCAGAGACUUGCAUGCUUAGGAUCUAUAUUGCAUUUCAAGAUUACCUAUUUGAAGUGAUGCAGGCUGUUGAACAGGUUAUUAUGAAGAAGCUGGAGGGAAUCCCAGACUGUGAUAUUAGCCCAGUCCAGAUUCGUAAAUGCACAGAGAAGUUUCUUUGCUUCAUGAAAGGACGUUUUGAUAAACUUUUUGGCAAAAUGGAGCAGCUGUUUUUGCAGUUGAUUUUGCGUAUUCCCCCAAAUAUCUUGCUUCCUGAAGACAAAUGUCAGGAGACGCAUCCUUAUAGUGAAGAAGAAUUCCAGCUUCUCCAAAAAGAAAUUGAAGAAUUACAGGAAAAGUAUAAGACUGAAUUAUGUACUAAGCAGGCCCUUCUUGCAGAAUUAGAAGAGCAAAAAAUUGUUCAAGCCAAACUCAAACAGACUUUGACUUUGUUUGAUGAGCUUGAAAAUGUUGGCAGAGAUCAUGGGACUAGUGAUUUUAGGGAGAGUUUGGUGUCCCUGGUCCAGAAAUGUAAGAAACUCCAGAACAUUAGAGACAAUGUGGAAAAGGAAAGCAAAAGACUGAAAAUAUCUUAAUUUCUCAGUAGCAAAAACAAAGAACCUGUAAAAAAGUAGUUUUCCUUUGUUCACUCUUUCUUAUGUUCCCCAUCUUUUUUGGUCCACUCUUCUCAAGUAGCUGUACUGCCUUGAACUAGUCUUUGAAGCCUCUGUUCAUUAGAGUUUUCUAAUAAGUGGAGAGAGAUUCUUGAUUCAAUAAUGGCUCAUUUGGGGGCAUGAUUGAAGAAGUAAAACUACAGCUGAAAAUAUAUAAUUGUACCUUGUUUAUAAGUCUUUGUGAUCCUGGUCCUUUUGGCUUAUUCUUUGGAUAAUACCAGGUGAAAAAAGGGUUAAAUGGGUGGCUUCUUUAUUAACCAGCCAUUAUACUAUGAAAUAGCCAGCAUAGGGUUCUGCUCUUGCCCAGUAACUUUGCUUUACAUGAAGAUGUUAUAACUGGUUGAAGAAACAAGCAGAAAAAAAAAAAAAAAAAGACCCAUCUUUGAUCUUUGGUAAACAAGAAAGUUGUUUUUAUUUCUAUAAUAAAUCUCUCCUUUUAAAAAAUAUUUUUAGUUAUAAAUGGACAAUACCUUUAUUUUAUUUGUUAUGUUUUAUGUGGUGCUGAAGAUUGAACCCAGUGCCUCACACGUGCUAGGCGAGCUCUCUAUCAAUGAACCACAACCCCAGCCCAAAUAGAUCUUUUUAUAAAUGAGGCCCUGGUGAUGUUAAGCAAUUUAAUACCUUGGGGUCCUGCAGAAGAUAACAUUGGACAAAAAAGAAGCAGAUACCACUGGAAUAGAAAAGGAAGCAUGGGGUGGGGGGUCAUGGCUCAGCGGUAGGGCACUUGCCUAGCAUGUGCGAGGCCCUGGAUUUGAUCCUCAGCACACAUAAAAACAAGUAAAUAAAAAAAAAGAAAAGGAAGCAUGGGGCAUACACAAUAAUGAAGUUUGUAUUUAUUGACUCAGGUUUUAUACCUUUUUUAUAGUAAAAUUAGUUUUAGACUCUGCCUUAUAACGAAUAUUUAAUUAACUUAUUUAUUCAUACUGAGGGUAAUAAGCAUCAAAUGUUUAGUACCCUCAGAUUAUCUAAGGGAAGGGGAGAAAUAUUAAUGAUUGAAUUUUUUUUUUUUUUUGCAUGCAAUGCUGAGAAUCGAACCCAGUGCCUCACACAUGCUUGGCAAGCACUCUACCACUGAGCCACAACCCUAGACCUAGUGACUGAUCUUAAUGUGUUAUUUGCUUUUCAUGUCUUCCUAAAGAACAGGGUUUUGAGUUUUUCCUGUAAAGAAGGAGUUACUUGGAGUAUUAAUAUUUGCAACUAAAUAUUCAUAGACUUAGGAAACUUGUGCUUAUUAUCAAAAGGUCUUUUGGGCUGGGGAUGUGGCUCAAGCGGUAGCGCGCUUGCCUGGCAUGCGUGCGGCCCGGGUUUGAUCCUCAGCACCACAUACAAACAAAGAUGUUGUGUCCGCCGAAAACUAAGAAAUAAAUAUUAAAAAAAUAUUUUUAAUUUAAUUCUUGUUUCUAAUCCUGUGCAUUAAAUAUAUAUGUUCUAAAAAAAAAUUAUGCUACACUCUUAAACAUAAUCUACAAAUUGGGCAUAUUGAAUGAAAAUAGCCACUAUCAAAUCUACCCUCCUGAAUUAUGAGAUAGUUACUAUUCUUUGUUCCCAGUUCAAAUACUCUACAGUCCUUAGAAAGAAUGACCUAAAGCAUACCAUUAAUUAAAAUGCAGACAUAUAACUGUUUUAAAGUAAAUAGUAAUUUUUGUUGCCUGUUUCAUUGGGCCCACCCUCUCUAUGUGGAUCUUCAGAAGGCUAAUAAGAAAAUGUGUUCUUAAAGUCAGAUUAGAGUUCACAAUAUAUUUUUUCCACAGAAAUAAUUUUACAUUGUCAUUGGGUAUACUUGAAAUAAUACUUUAAGCAUUUGUAUCUCAGUAGCAUAUAUGCCAAUAGGUUUUUUGUUCUGAUCUAGGUUUCUUACCAUCAUUUAAAGCAUUUUGGAGAAGGGGAAUGCCUCUUUAUGAUUGAAUCAAAGUACAUUUAAAAUGUAUACAAACUAAGUUAUUCAUUUUACAAACCAACGUUAACCAAACUAAAUAGUAUUUUUAAGUUAGAGCAAAUGAUGAGAAAAUUAAAAAUACAGCUUUCUAAAAGUUUUUAAAUUACCGUUGGCUAGUGUAAUUUAAGUUAGCUAACUUGAAUAUAAAAAGUAAUUGUUUCUGUGAGAGGAGUGAUAUACUUUUCAAGUUCAUUUUGCCUCUUACAAAAGCCAAACCCAAUAAAUAUCUUUUACUUGCUUCUUAAACACUCAAAAAUGAAAUAAAGCUAAAUCCAGAAAUUUGCUUCUAAGGAUUUUUCAAAGAUAACCAUAAGAAUUAUGUAGAAAAAUAUAUGCACCAGGAGUUAAUAAUUAUUAUUAUAGCAGAGAAUUAAAAGGCUUUUAUCUGGAUAACUGCCCAUAUAGGAUUAGUGAAAUGAAUUCUGGAACAUGUCUGAUAAAAUUCCAUAGAGUUAAAAUUUGUACUUUAUAAGAUAAGUAAACCACAUGGGAACAACUUGACUAUAAACUUUUAAAAAGAUUAAAAAUAAAUAUGAUGUUACCCCAAUUUUGCAAAAAAGAAAAAGUUUCUAUUUAUUUAUUUAUGUAUAUAUAAUCACACAUAAUAAAACACCAGAAAAUAUAGUAAAAUAUAAACAGGGCGGUUUCUAAUUAGUGAGAUUCCUUUUUUUUUUUUUUUUUUGAGGGGAGCACUUUGCUGAAGUAUUAAAUUUCCUACUUCGGAACUUAAAUUUUUACUUGCAAAAUAUUUGGUGAAUAUUUUUGAUAAAGAUAAAAUAUUUUUGAUAAAAAUACUUUUGUACCAGAAUUUGACACAGAUAAGUUAUAAAGUUUAUUAUAAUUUCUCUUGAUUACUUUUGAAUACGUCUUUCCAAUUAUCAAAGUUCUGUUGUGGUUUUUUAACUAUAAUUUUGGUUCUAAACACUUUUGUUAGCUUACUCGUGAUCAUUAUGUUAUAAUUAUAGUAGUAGGACUACUAAAGGAUAAGUGUUAACUACUGAGCCAUUAAAAUCUGUUCAUCCUAUAAUAAUAAUGUUUGACUAGAAUACGACUUCCAGAGAAAUUAUGUAAUCUUAUUGAAAAGUAGAGCGACUGGAAUAAACAGUCUUUGUAACCUUUCCAGACA
Messenger RNA from Marmota monax (woodchuck), 4804 nucleotides. RefSeq names its product protein MIS12 homolog. The transcript has a single exon. Gene Ontology annotation, biological process: kinetochore assembly; mitotic sister chromatid segregation; mitotic cell cycle. Lineage: Eukaryota; Metazoa; Chordata; Mammalia; Rodentia; Sciuridae. Gene Ontology annotation, cellular component: chromosome, centromeric region; nucleus. The record is from RefSeq and is a predicted model, not a curated record. The coding region runs from base 1044 to 1664 and encodes 206 amino acids.